UAGCCCAUCUGUCAAAAUUCUUUCCCGUGCACGCUAUUUUGCGAUACACGUGUAUUAGCGUUUUUCGCUUCUAAAACUCAGCCAAAAUGGACAAACCCAACGUACUCGCCCGCGUCGUCAAGGUUUUGGGCCGCACCGGCUCCCAGGGACAGUGUACCCAGGUGAAGGUGGAGUUCAUCGGAGAGACCAGCCGUCAGAUCAUCAGGAACGUGAAGGGACCCGUGAGGGACGGAGACAUCCUGACCCUGCUCGAGUCUGAGCGUGAAGCCAGGAGGCUGAGAUAAAUGGUCAAGCUCGAUGUAACUUAGGUUUAAGAUUUGUGGAAGAACAUCAUCCAAAGUCAGUGUAUUUACUUUACUACAACAACCGUCAAAGUACUAUCUCCAUUUAACAAUAAACUACUUGUAAAACCAA
This is a messenger RNA of Plutella xylostella (diamondback moth), 414 nucleotides long. It is a transcript of the gene RpS28b, whose product is annotated as Ribosomal protein S28b. Gene Ontology annotation, cellular component: ribosome; cytosolic small ribosomal subunit. Gene Ontology annotation, biological process: ribosomal small subunit assembly; translation; maturation of SSU-rRNA. Lineage: Eukaryota; Metazoa; Arthropoda; Insecta; Lepidoptera; Plutellidae. The record is from RefSeq and is a predicted model, not a curated record. Gene Ontology annotation, molecular function: structural constituent of ribosome.